AUGGUUGAAGCAGAUCGCCCAGGAAAGCUCUUCAUUGGUGGGCUUAACACGGAAAUGAAUGAGAAAGUCCUUGAAGCAGUAUUUGGCAAAUAUGGACGAAUAGUGGAAGUGCUCUUGAUGAAAGAUAGUGAAACCAACAAAUCAAGAGGAUUUGCUUUUGUCACCUUUGAAAGUCCAGCAGAUGCUAAGGAUGCAGCCAGAGACAUGAAUGGAAAGUCCUUAGAAGGAAAAGCCAUCAAGCUCCUGUAUCACGUGGAAGAGAUAGUUAUGGAGGGCCCCUGCCCUCUUGUAGAGAUGUUUAUUUAUCUCCAAGAGAUGAUGGAUAUUCUACUAAAGACAGCUAUUCAAGCAGAGAUUACCCAAGUUCUCAUGACACAAGAGAUUAUUCACCACCUCCAAGAGAUUUUAUUUACCGUGAUUAUGGUCAUUCCAGUUCACGUGAUGACUAUCCAUCAAGAGGCUAUAGUGAUAGAGAUGGAUAUGGUCGGGAUCGUGAUUAUUCAGAUCAUCCAAGUGGAGGAUCCUACAGAGAUUCAUAUGAGAGUUAUGGUUGAGGACUUAUGGUCAUUUAGAUUUCUUGGAGAUAGUGUAGAAUAG
This is a messenger RNA of Sciurus carolinensis (gray squirrel), 597 nucleotides long. Its product is annotated as cleavage stimulation factor subunit 2 tau variant-like. Lineage: Eukaryota; Metazoa; Chordata; Mammalia; Rodentia; Sciuridae. Gene Ontology annotation, cellular component: spliceosomal complex. Gene Ontology annotation, molecular function: RNA binding. Gene Ontology annotation, biological process: positive regulation of mRNA splicing, via spliceosome. The coding region runs from base 1 to 597 and encodes 198 amino acids. The record is from RefSeq and is a predicted model, not a curated record. The transcript is spliced from 2 exons.